GUCUCACGCGCGCGCACACACACAUUUCUUUUACAUCAUCUAAACUAAACCCUUCUCUCUCCUCACUCAUUCUCUCUCUCCCUCUCUCUCUCUCUCCCUUUUGUUGGCUCUCUCAACACUGUUCUCUGAAUGCAUCACCACACCAUGACCCUCAAAUCCCCAAUCAAAUGCAAUGGAUUGUCCCCAAGCCCAAUCGCUCUCCCAAACCCUAGACUAAUUCACGCCAUUUUCCCUACUGUUUCAUCCAAGAAGUCUUCUUGGAUUUUCAACCGCAAAGGAAUUGAAGUCUCGGUUCCCAAACACCCGCCUAAUUCGCUCUGCUUCAACCAUAAUUCCAGUGACGGAGAGAGAUUGAGAAACCUCGGAGUCAAAGAUAUUGAUGUGGCCACUCUCGGAAACCUCUGUGUCGAUGUUGUACUCAAUGUCCCCAACUUGCCACCUGACUCAUUCGAGGAACGCAAGGCUUAUAUGGACCUGUUAUCGAAGUCUCCUCCUGAUAAGAAAUUCUGGGAAGCUGGUGGUAACUGCAAUAUGGCUAUAGCAGCAGCAAGACUGGGACUGCGCUGUACAGCCAUCGGUCAUGUGGGUGAUGAAAUCUAUGGACGCUUCCUUGUAGAUGUGCUUCAUAAUGAAGGAAUUGGUACGGUUGGAAUGAGUGAAGAUAAUGAUGUUGAUAUCGAAAGUUCUGGUGCCUCGUAUGAAACGCUUUUAUGCUGGGUUUUGGUGGAUCCUUUGCAAAGACAUGGUUUUUGCAGUCGAGCUGAUUUUAGUAUGGAGCCUGCAUUCAGUUGGAUGAGUAAAUUGUCAAGUGAAGUAAAGAUGGCAAUAAAAAAGUCAAAGAUCCUGUUCUGCAAUGGUUAUGGCUUUGAUGAGCUUGCCCCUGGUUUGAUUAGCUCUGCUAUAAAGUAUGCUGUGGAAGUAGGGACUUCAAUUUUUUUUGAUCCUGGACCACGGGGGAAGAGCCUUUCUACUGGAACACCUGAAGAACAAAAAGCAUUUGGCGAAUUUUUGAGGAUGAGCGAUGUUCUUCUUCUAACUUUGGAGGAGGCUGAAUCAUUGACUGGUAUAGGAAAUCCAGUACUGGCUGGGCAGGAGUUGCUGAGGAAAGGAAUACGAACAAAAUGUGUGAUAGUCAAAAUGGGUGCAACGGGUUCAAUUUUAAUCACCAUGUCAACUAUAUCAUGUGCACCUGCAUUCAAGGUGAAUGUUGUUGACACUGUUGGUUGUGGAGAUAGUUUCGUAGCUGCUAUUGCAUUUGGUUUCAUACACAAUUUGCCCAUGGUUUAUACAUUAACAAUUGCAAAUGCAGUGGGGGCUGCAACUGCCAUGGGUUGUGGUGCUGGAAGGAAUGUUGCAACCUUGAAACGAGUCACAGAACUCAUGAAGGCGGCAAACCUUAACGAGGAUGACAAAUUUUGGAAUGAGAUAAUUGAUGAAAACUUGGAUACUCAGGAAAUUACGUUUCUAUCAAAAAUGGCUGUAAAUGGAAGCAAUAAUAGGCUGAACCGUGUUUCCCUUCAAAAGGUCGUUUCUGAAAUGCUGCGUAAGUUCGAAUCUGCAGGGGUAACUGGGGUAUCACCAUCUUGACAGCCAUGUUGAUUGUUUUGUGACAGCUAACUGAUUUUCUUUGGUGUUACUAUUUUUUAAUGCUCUGGAAAAUUGUUGCAUUGAAAGUAGGGCUUGGUGGCGUUGAGGUGAGUAAUGCAUGAUGGCUUCAUCUUUUGGCAGAGUUGAAUUGGGGGUAUAGGUAACUACUUGGAGAAAGUUCGGAUACAGAAGCAAAGGCAGCAUUGUUCACUUCUAGUGGGUAGUGGGAUGAUGUUGGCUGAAAUAGUUUAGAUGCGGUACUUGGGUUGGUUAGACCAUAGGUUUUUAGAUUUAGGGUUUACAUGCCUUUUUGAAGAUGUUGCAAUUUUUGACAUGUUUGCAUCUGAAGCGUGUUCCACAUUCUUGUGCUCUCUUUGUUGCAUUGGGUGCUUUCUUUUUCUUUUUUCUUUUCUUUUUUUAUUUAUUUUUAUUGGUUACAAUAAUUGGAGAAAGUAAUGAAAUACCAAUACAAGGUUGAAUUUGUGUAAUGUGUGGAAUUUGGUGAGCAAAAUGCCUCUUGGGAAAAGGAGAUAUUACUAUUA
Camellia sinensis is the source of this 2129-nucleotide messenger RNA. RefSeq names its product pfkB-like carbohydrate kinase family protein. The record is from RefSeq and is a predicted model, not a curated record. NCBI's taxonomy places the organism in Eukaryota, Viridiplantae, Streptophyta, Magnoliopsida, Ericales, Theaceae.